This is a messenger RNA of Dermacentor silvarum, 2110 nucleotides long. RefSeq names its product BUD13 homolog. The transcript has 6 exons. Lineage: Eukaryota; Metazoa; Arthropoda; Arachnida; Ixodida; Ixodidae. The record is from RefSeq and is a predicted model, not a curated record. Gene Ontology annotation, biological process: mRNA splicing, via spliceosome. The coding region runs from base 48 to 2048 and encodes 666 amino acids. Gene Ontology annotation, cellular component: U2-type spliceosomal complex; RES complex. Gene Ontology annotation, molecular function: RNA binding.
GUAAAUGCGGUGAAGAGUUCAAGCGGGAGCAAGGAUAAACGGCCGUCAUGGCGUCGUCUGGGGAUGUUGUUGCCCCGGUAAAGACUGUCGAUAAGCUCAAAUAUCUAGAGAAGUACAUGUCCGGGAAGGAAAAGAAAAAGAAAAAACGAGCAAAGCCUUCGGUAACACAAAGGUUGCGAAUACUGGACGACGACGUCGACUUGAAGCACAUCCCCUCGGCACACAGUCGCGAAGCAACACCCGAAGACGACGAACCUCUAGUUGCGUCUGUUAUCGACGACAGACCUCUGCAAGCCCGUGUAGCGGAGCAGUAUACGCCUGCCCAGUGGAAAAAGAUUGGCAAAGAUGCAGACAAGGAAGAAAUUGGUGCAUCUGCUGAGAAAAGAAGAUCCGACGACAGUGAUGCGUCACCUCCGCGGAAGCGGCUGGCUUGCUACAGAAGCAGGCACGAUUCCGACAGUGACCUCUCCCCGGAACGGCCAAGUACAAACGCAGAAUCAACGGGCAAGCGCGAAGAAUUGGCAAGGAGCCACCGGAGCAGAGGAACACCGCCUGUGGAAUCGAAAAGUUCCCGUCGCAAGCCAUCCCCCCAGAAGGCUAGACAGCGUUCAGGCAGUGAGUUAUCUCCGCAGCGAAGGCCCGUGUCACCAACGAAAUCUAAGAGAGAGAUAGAAGAGUCCCAUCAAAAGCAUCAUUCAUCGUCAUCAUCGAAACACAGUCAAAGCAAAGAAGCUUCCUCGGGUAUGCACAAGCAUAGGAGAGAGCAGACGAGCACAUACCGAAGUUCGUCACCAGACCUUUCUGGGGCCAAAGAUGCCAGAGUUAAAGUUAAAGUGGAACCGACUGAUGAAACGACAGAAAGAGAGAACAGCAGAAACAAAAGUGAUGGCAAGCACAGCAGAAGACAUGCAUCGAAUGACUCACCUGACUCGCCUCCAAAAUCAAGAAGAGGCCAUACUGAUUCUGAACACAGCUCAUUCAAAAACAGGACUCGCAACCAUGACAAAAGACAUCAUUCACCCAACCACAAGGAAGUGUGCGUAAAGGUGGAACCACCCUCUCCGAGCGAUGACCGUGAUGUUGAGAGGGUGCCACGAGUGAGACACGACUCUGACAGCGACUUGUCACCAGUGAGGACUUCCGGUGCUGCUGGAAACACUGACAGCGACCUUUCGCCUGAACGUCCUCGAAGAACAGCUGACGGUGUGGCCGGUAAAGGUAGACACGGCUCGGACAGUGACUUGUCACCACCACGUCCAGGCAAGGCACCAGGCAGACGCAAUGGUUCAGACAGUGAUAUGACACCAGUGCGUGAACCUCGCUUUAUGAGUGAGAGCCCAGUGCCGUUCGAACUCCGCGGCUCCGACCCUGUGAAGGUUCCGUGCUCCGAUGGCUCAGGCCACUACCUUGUCGAACCCGAUGAAUUGCGGGAGAAGUUCCGAGUGCGGUCGAAGCAGAGGCCCCACAAAAGUAGAAAGAUAACUAGAAAGAGCUCACCCUCAGUAUCAAAGCGAAAUUCAGAAAAACACGGGAAGGAUGAAAGGGAGAGUACAAAGGCAAAGGGCAAGGAACCGGAAAAAGUGCAAGAAGUUGUGAAGCUUCGAGAUACCACUAAAGCGGACAAAGCCAAGGAGAAAGCUGCCAAAGAAGCGGAAAUGGCGACUAUAUACAGCAAGUGGGGAAAAGGUCUUAUGCAGCAAGAACAGCAGGACCAAAAGCUGGCAGAACACCUUCACGAGAUGUCAAAGCCCUUCAGUCGUUACGAGGAUGACGAAGACCUGGAGAAACAUCUGAAGGACCAGGAGAGAGAAGGAGACCCGAUGCUAAACUACAUUCGAAAGAAAAAGAAGCAAAAGGGAAAUGAUGCUGCUGGUCGUCCCGCAUACAGUGGGCCGGAGCCUCCGCCAAAUCGCUUUGGCAUUCGUCCUGGCUACCGUUGGGAUGGAGUGGACAGGUCAAACGGCUUUGAGAAGAAACUGAUUGAUACAAAAAAUAAUAAGAAGGCAACAGAGGAAAUUGCGUACAAAUGGAGCGUAGAGGACUUGUAGCUGUCCUUUUUACAUCUGUUUUUACAUAAAAUGUUAUUUAAAUAAAGAACCUUUGUGUCCUC